Molecule: messenger RNA, 537 nt
Organism: Alternaria viburni
Lineage: Eukaryota; Fungi; Ascomycota; Dothideomycetes; Pleosporales; Pleosporaceae
Exons: 2
Coding region: 1-537 (178 amino acids)
Source: RefSeq, a predicted model, not a curated record
AUGGACGCGAAAUAUUCCCACCUGUUGUCUGUUCCCUGGGCCGCUGCCCUGAUUAACGACCCCAACUGGACGCCGAUGGAGACCAGCUCGCGGUCAGUAAAGCCAUCAGGAGAAGACUCCUUCUUCGCAGGAACGCUUGGCACUGAUCGCACAAUAACAACGCUUCUUACGUUCCGUCCGAAAGAUGAGGAACCAGGCGACAUCGCAUACAAAGAGAUUAAAACGAUUGUGGAGCUAGGCGAUGGGCUACAAGGCUACCCACGCAUCGCACACGGCGGCUUCCAGGCAACGUUGCUUGACGAGAUGUCCGGCGUCUUGAUCGGGACGGUCAUGGAGAAAAAGGCGCAAAGGGCAAAUCUAAACACUACCUACAAGAAGCCAGCGCCAACCCUGCAGACGCUUCUCUGCACAGCCAAGAUCGAACGAAUAGAAGACGGCGGUCGCAAACUAUACGCUCGCGCGACUCUCGAAGACGGCAACGGUACGAUAUACACCAUCGCCGACGGCAUGUUCAUCAGACUUUCGACCAAGCUAUGA